AUGGUGCUAGUUCUGAUCUACAAAAAAGGGGAACCCAAUAACCCCGCGAACUACCAGCUGAUCAUUCCCAUCACAGCCAAAGGCCGGUUGGACGGCAAAAAGCUUGUCGCCUGCAACACAACAUCCGCCAUCACUAGUAUGCACACCCUCAAUGGUAUUGGCCUCAACCCAUCUGGGCUCUCUCAAAUGCUGGCCAGCAGACUCUAUGCCCAAUUUAUCCGCCCAAAACUUGAGUAUGGUCUUGCAGUUACCUCCUUCCCCAAAACACAGCUCAAAGCCCUUGAGCAAGCACAGAGUACAUGCAUACGAAUGGUUUAUGGCGCCCACUCACAUUCUGAAACAAAAGUAAUGCACCACCUAGCGAAAUUGCCAAGCAUGCACGAAAGAACUGCAAUUCUGCAAGCCAAGUUCCUACGACGUGCCCAUUUCCUACCCGAUGAUGCUCUACUCACAUGUCUUCUGCCCACCAUUACUACACAACCAGGCAGUCAUUGGAAAGCACUCACUAACUCGCCACUUUGA
This is a messenger RNA of Zychaea mexicana, 522 nucleotides long. RefSeq lists its product as uncharacterized. The coding region runs from base 1 to 522 and encodes 173 amino acids. The transcript has 2 exons. The record is from RefSeq and is a predicted model, not a curated record. NCBI's taxonomy places the organism in Eukaryota, Fungi, Mucoromycota, Mucoromycetes, Mucorales, Lichtheimiaceae.